AUGGCGCGGGCUGGGCCUCAGGCCGCGGGGCGCUGGGCUCUCUGCCGUGCGGGGCUGAGCUCCACAGCGGGAAGGGAGCCCCGGGACCGCGUGGCAGAUCUUCUCUUUCAAACAGCCAAAGAUGCUGCUCUCCAGUAUGACUGCGUGUGUGGCGUGCCGUACACAGCGCUGCCAUUGGCCACAAUUAUCUGCUCUGAAAAUCAGAUUCCAAUGCUUAUACGGAGGAAGGAAGCAAAAGACUAUGGUACUAAGCGGCUGGUGGAAGGUACCAUUAAUCCAGGAGAAACAUGCUUGAUCAUUGAAGAUGUGGUAACAAGUGGAUCUAGUGUACUGGAAACUGCGGAAGUUCUUCAGAAAGAAGGAUUAAAAGUCACAGAUGCCAUAGUGCUGCUGGACAGGGAGCAGGGUGGGAAGGCCAGAUUAGAGGAAUGUGGAAUUCGCCUGCAUUCUGUGUGCACGUUGUCUGGGGUGUUGGAGAUUCUCCAGCAACAGGGAGAAGUGGCCGUUGAGAUGGUUGAAAAGGUGAAGAAAUUCAUUCAGGGAAGCAUGUUUGAGCCAGUGGCUCAGAACGGCCCCGCUCCUGCGAAAAGGCUAUGUAAAGAGCUGAGCUUCAGUGCUCGUGCCGAGCUGCCGGGGGUGCAUCCUGUUGCAGCCAGGCUUCUCGCACUCAUGGAAAAGAAGCAAACGAACUUGUGCCUUUCUGCUGAUGUCACAAGCUCCAAAGAGCUGCUGCAGUUAGCUGCCCUCCUUGGCCCCAGCAUUUGUAUCCUGAAGACUCAUAUAGACAUCCUGAAUGAUUUUACCCAAGAGGUAGUAAAGGAGUUGAGAAUGCUCGCAGAUCAACAUGAAUUCUUGAUUUUUGAAGACAGGAAGUUUGCAGACAUUGGAAACACAGUGAAACAUCAAUAUGAAGGUGGUGUGUUCAAAAUCGCAUCCUGGUCAGACAUCAUUAAUGCCCAUGUGGUUCCAGGCUCUGGAGUUGUGAAAGGUCUGAAGGCAGUAGGUCUUCCUCUCCAGCGUGGCUGUCUUCUGAUUGCCGAGAUGAGUUCCCAAGGGUCACUUGCAACUGGUGAAUAUACAAAAGCUGCAGUACAGAUGGCUGAAGACAACUUGGAUUUCGUUUUUGGAUUCAUAUCUGGAUCUAGAGUUAGUAAUAAACCAGAAUUUCUUCACUUAACUCCGGGCGUGCAGCUGCAAGCUGGAGGUGAUAACCUUGGACAGAAGUACCUAAGCCCCAAGGAAGUUAUUAGUGAAAAAGGUUCAGAUAUCAUUAUUGUGGGACGUGGCAUCUUGUCAGCCUCAGACCGUCUUCAAGAAGCAGAGAAGUACAGGAAGGCAGCUUGGGAGAGCUACGUAAGCAGACUUGGUGUUCAUGCAGAAGAUUAAAAGCAGGCUGCUUUCCUUGUCAGUAAGCAAAGCUGAUGGAGCUGCAGUCAUUGUGAGAGUUCCAGUUAAACACGUAGACACUUCAGCCAGUAGAAAACUGCCCUUUUGAAGAAAAAUC
This is a messenger RNA of Charadrius vociferus (killdeer), 1504 nucleotides long. RefSeq names its product uridine monophosphate synthetase (gene UMPS). The transcript is spliced from 6 exons. Bases 1 to 1386 code for a protein of 461 amino acids. Gene Ontology annotation, biological process: 'de novo' UMP biosynthetic process; 'de novo' pyrimidine nucleobase biosynthetic process. Gene Ontology annotation, molecular function: orotate phosphoribosyltransferase activity; orotidine-5'-phosphate decarboxylase activity. Lineage: Eukaryota; Metazoa; Chordata; Aves; Charadriiformes; Charadriidae. The record is from RefSeq and is a predicted model, not a curated record.